Molecule: messenger RNA, 13164 nt
Organism: Toxorhynchites rutilus septentrionalis
Lineage: Eukaryota; Metazoa; Arthropoda; Insecta; Diptera; Culicidae
Gene: Alk
Product: tyrosine-protein kinase receptor
Exons: 17
Coding region: 1722-7070 (1782 amino acids)
Biological process (GO): regulation of neuron differentiation; positive regulation of kinase activity; protein phosphorylation
Cellular component (GO): membrane; signaling receptor complex
Molecular function (GO): transmembrane receptor protein tyrosine kinase activity; protein binding; ATP binding
Source: RefSeq, a predicted model, not a curated record
CAUCCUUGUCUUGUCCGUCGUUCGGUGCGCACACGGCAGUUUUGAUCGUGAACGGUGAAAGGUGGCGCAGUUGUCGCGCACGAUCGUGGAAAGUCUCAAGCAGCUACUAUUUGUGAUCAUUUGUGAUCGUGCGUGUCGCGUUCGUUCGUUCGUCUGAACCGCGGCGGAUUGAACUCGGAAGGUCGUUUGCAGAUUCAUCAGCAUCUUUCCCUGAUUUCACCUUCAAUAGAAGUACAGGUUGGACUCGAUUACCCGGAAUGUUGAUUUUUUUCACUCCGGAUAAUCGAAUUAUAAAGAAAAUGCAACCGAACGUCUUGCUUCCAUACAUCGUGACCUAUUGCCGCCUCCCUAUCAGAUUAGAAUCCGAAAAACAGUGAGACAGAAAAAGACAGUGCGCGGAGGUCAAAAGUGAAAUCGGGCCAGAGAUAUCGGAGAACCAAAUCGAGUUUUCUGACAGCAUCCUUUCCCGUCUUUCAUCACUUCCUCCGAGCGGGAGAAAAUCGGGCCACACGGAGCGAGAGCAAACCUCCGCUCCGAACGGCGGAAAGGAUGAGCACACACAGCAUCAUCAGCCAGCUAGCAGUAGUGGCAGCUGCAGCAGCAUCCAGUCUUGCGUGUGUGAAAAGUGAAAAGUGAUCCGUAGAGGCGAAAAACGAUUUUCUUCCAUCGCGACUGGGUUUGGUGAUAAAUUCGCCAUUGAAAUUUUUGGACGAGUGUGCGACCGUGAAGUGGGAAACGGAUCCGUGCGAGCGUGGCGAGCGUGACGGUCGUGAAAAGUGUCCCGUGCCGGACGGAAUUCUCCAACUAAGGUGGAGAUUUUUUCUGCGUUUUUGGCGAGUCGAACGGAAGAGAAAAAAAAAAGUCGGUCGGGGCGUCGACGUGCAAAUCCAUGGUGCAAGAGCCUUCGCUGAUCGAAUCCUUGCGACGGAUUCGGCUGUUGGUCAGGAAGGAAACUACUAACCGAGCGUAAAAUGGAUAAAAUAAGGAUUUCCCGAUAAAGUUCGCAAGGGGUGGAUGCUGUGUGGUGAAAAAUUGUGAAAAAAUGGAAGCUACCUUCGAGAAAGGAUAACAAUUGAUUUGCAUCAGAUAGUGGCAGAAGUGUUGAAUUGGAAAUUUGUAAUAUCGAAAACGAAGCGAAGAAAAUGGUGUUACGCACUGUUUUAUUGUGUGCCAGUGAUGGAAUGGAUGCGAACAAGUCCCUUCGGGGGACGAUGAGUGAUGGUUACGAGAAAAGUAAAAAUUAUGGUGUUAAUAUUUAAGCAAGACCACCCCAACCGUUGACGAAAAAACGUAAUACUGUGCCAGUGCGUAAAAGGAGAUUCAUAGAAUGUUAUACUCAAGCGGGUGGUUCACAUGGAAGAACGUUCCGGAAUGAAUCGAUGGACAGGUGUCUUGAUCGUGAAUAAGUUUUCCUGCUGAAAAAAAAUCCGGCAAUAUUUUUAGAAGCAGGAGAAAUAGUAAGCGACGACGAAAAGGGCAACUUCAGAAAAAGGAAGAGGCGGUGGGUUGGGGUGCAAGGAUUUUCUUGAAGGCCCUUUCGAUUUUCGAAACUACCCACAAUACGCAUCACUUAUACACAAACGGUAUCCUGUUUUUGCUCCCUCUCCAGUUCUCCAGCACGAUCUUGUGCUCUCUUUAGUGCUCAAAGUCCUCUUGGUACACAAACACAGUUGCAAUCGCAAUCCAACACACACUCACAAUCUCAGAAUGACUAGUGAACAAUGAGAAGUACCAAAUACCAACGAGAUAAGCAAAACAUACAACCGAAAAUGCCGAAAACUAUGACUUACGGGUUAGUAUCCUCGAAGCAUAAUCCUGGAAGGUGGCGCACGGUAGAAUCGCUCGUCCUAGCCCUGCUCUGUCUGAUAGAUCAGGUGUCCUGUCAGCGGCCGCUGAGCAAUGCUACCUUCGGGACACCACACAACUCAACGGGUGUGAUAAAUGUACUCCAAACAUCGACCACCGGCCAUCCGCCAUCGAUGGAACACUACCAACAUCCGUCUGACAGCAGUCGGGACAAGAAUCAGAUUGCGGUUAAUGGUGAUGAGGUCGAGAGUGCACAGUCCGCCCUGAAUGAAAUCAAGUCCGUUGGUAGGAGCGGUGCCAGCCCGCGUCGUCCAUACCUUCCGACCCCAGCUACUCCUCCGGAUUCCGGCGGCUUUGAUGCACGCAACGAUCGCCGAAAUCCUCCCUCCAAUUCGUCGCGGAGAAAGCUCGGCUCGGGAAUGACCGAACUGCGGAAGUUCAAUCAGCUAAAAAUCGCCGAGGGUGCUGCGGAAGCGGCCGAAGUCUCCAACGGAAGAGUGACCGGAUUUCGGCAGCCUUUCCUCAACAGCGGCAAUGUUGGGCUGCCCGUCAACUCGCCCGGCCACGGCAGUCGACGACGAGGCAGACCGUUCGACAAUCGACAGGGCGAUGACCCGCUGCGGUUGAUUUUCAGGGAGUUUAAGGAGCCCCGGCACAAUCCACUGAUCGAUGGGGACGAAGCGGAGGACGAUCUCGGGAUGAAGUGCAACUUCGAGAGCGAGUGCACCUGGACGUGGGACAAACACGACCACAACAGCUUUCAGGUGGUAACGGGUGCCAACUUGACCGAAUCGAACCGCACCGGCAUGAUGCCAGGCCCAAGUGCGGACGGAUUGAGCGAUGUCAAUGGUCACUUCCUACAUUUACGGCUGACGGCUGACAGUACGCCGCAAAUCCUAACGUCACCGGUAUUCUCCACCAGUCGGGAGAACUGUUACCUUGAAAUGCUGACUCAUCAGAGUUCGAUGGAAUUCGGUUUGUUGAGGAUUGUUAUCGAACCGGUCGGCAACCACGAGUCGGCUCUGCUCUCCUCGGAGACCCCUGGCAACAACUAUCAACGGUGGCAGCUGGACACGUUUCGGAUCGAUAAGGUAUCGAAAGAUUUCAAGCUACUGUUCGAGGUGGUCCCAAAUAGGCUCGGAGGGCACGAAAGGGGACAUGUCAGCAUCGAUAAUCUGAGAAUGGUGAACUGUCGGAUUCCGGAUUUGAUAAGCACAAACAACUGCAGCUUGUCGCAGGUUCGCUGCCAGGCUGACAAGACACCGGUAUGUGUCAAUUCACCCAGUAUCUGUGACAUCACGGUGGAUUGUGACGAGGAGGAGGACGAAUCGCUAAACUGCGAUAAAAUACCCUUCGGAGGACGAUGUGAUUUCGAGAACGGGUGGUGUGGGUGGCAGAACUACGGUAAUGCCAUUCUAUCGUGGGCUCGACACUCGGGUCCCACGCCGACGGAGAAAACUGGACCGGACACCGAUCAUACGCACGAGGGAACCAACGAAACUGGAUACUACAUGUUCGUGAACAUGAAUCAACACGCGAACGACAGUGAGAAGAAAACUUUGGUGGGGCUCGCCAGCAAUGCCAUCAUGAACAGCGUUAUCUUCAACCCUCCGCCAUUGGUUCAUACAAACGCUUCGUCCCCCUACAGGAACUCCUGCGUGGUGCGUUUCUUCGUCCACCAGUAUGGUAUGAAUCCGGGCAGCAUUAACCUCUCGAGUGUUGAAAUCAAGGAGAAGGAAAACGUCACUACCACCCUAUGGUGGAGCUCAAAAAAUCUCGGCGACAGCUGGGGACGGGUGGAUAUCCCCAUGCCAAAUAUCACCACGAAAUACUACCUUCAGUUCGAGGCUCGCAUGGGAAUGCGAAUUUUCUCGGAUGUCGCCAUCGACGACUUUUCGCUGAGUCCCGAAUGCUUUGGUCUCAACAUACCGGCAGACCAUCUGCAAGGGUACAACUACUGGGAUCCAAGGAUCGGUGGAGUCAAACAGCCCCAUAAGGACUUUGUCGGAAAGUCGUUCAUCGAACUCAACACUUGCGGAGCCAAAGGACAGGAGGGACCCACGCCUGCCGAUUGUCUAGUGUCGUAUAACAAUACGGAGGCCUUCAAUGCGAUCCACGUGAUCGAUAGCCUCCCCUUCAAGGGCAUCCAGGCGUGGAAGGUGCCCAACGAAGGAUACUACACAAUCAUCGCGAAAGGAGCCGGUGGAGGUCUGGGAUCUAACGGAGUUGGAUCUUCCCGGGGGGCAAUGGUGCUGAGUGUGCUCGAACUUCACAAAGACGAGGAAAUCUACAUCCUGGUGGGUCAGAGUGGGGAGCACGCUUGUAUCAAAUCGAUUGGGUAUCGGGAUGAAACCUGCGAACCAAAAAACAAGCAAUACCCGAUGGAAAUCACAAAAAUUCGUCACGUGAAGAACACGGUAAUCGAGGAUGGUGCCGGUGGAGGUGGCGGUGGAUCGUAUGUGUUUUUGCUCAACUCGGCGAACACUGCGGUUCCACUACUCGUGGCUGGUGGUGGUGGUGGCCUUGGCGUGGGACGUUAUCUCGAUGAAGAUGUGCAGCAUGGUAAGAGGUUCAGACCGGGGAGCAAAGAUGUCUCCGGGACGGCAUAUCUGGAGCCCGGAGUUCGAUUGGUUGAGUCAGACUCGAACAAUGCGUCCCAUCGCCAUGCCGGACCCGGAGGCGGAUGGCGAGCCCAGCCAGAUAUGAUAACGAAUGCAAAGUAUGGUGCCUCACUGCUCGAAGGAGGCCUUGGAGGUCUCCCAUGUUAUGCUCCCCGAGGUACUCAUGGUCAGGGUGGAUUUGGUGGCGGAGGAGGCGGCUGUGAUAGUGGAGGUGGUGGUGGAGGUUACUCCGGUGGCGACACGAUAAUUAACUCCACCAAUGGACAGGGUGGAAGUUCCUUUCUUGCAUCCAAGCGGAAUGUUCCGGAGCUGUCCAUGGAGCAGUCAGGUGCAAACAGCGGACAUGGAACAGUAUUGAUCAUCCCGGCUAUCCAGGGUUGCGGAUGUGAUUAUCGUUGUGUUGCGCUGGAUGAAUAUCGUGCUACAGUGGGCUGCAUUUGUCCGGAUGGGUGGACCCUUAAACCUGAUAACUAUACUGCUUGUGAACUACUAACUGAAACUCUCGAAAUGAAGUACCUAAUAGUGUUCUUUGCGGUCGUUGUGGUAAUUUUACUUGCGGCGCUGACUAGUCUAAUACUCAUUCUAUAUAACCGCUUUCAACGCAAACGUCAAGCUGCUCUCCGGCACAAGAUGCUUCUGGAGCAAGAUCUGCAGCUUAGCCGGCUGCGCAGCACUGCAGACGAUACGGGACUGACCAACUUUAAUCCUAACUAUGGUUGUGAUGGUAUAUUGAACGGAAACGUGGACGUCAAAAGCUUGCCCCAGGUGGCGCGAGAAAGUCUACGAUUGGUCAAGGCCCUCGGACAGGGUGCUUUCGGAGAAGUCUAUCAGGGACUGUAUCGACACCGCGAUGGGGAUGCCGUUGAGAUGCCGGUAGCGGUCAAAACGCUCCCGGAAAUGUCCACCGGACAGGCGGAGUCUGAUUUUCUAAUGGAGGCGGCCAUUAUGGCCAAAUUCAAUCAUCCAAACAUUGUCCACCUGAUAGGUGUCUGCUUCGAUCGCCAUCCAAGGUUUAUUGUCCUUGAAUUACUCGCCGGUGGCGAUCUUAAGAACUUCCUCCGGGAGGGUCGCAACAAACCAGAACGUCCAUCCCCGCUCACCAUGAAAGAUCUUAUUUUUUGUGCGCUCGAUGUCGCCAAAGGCUGCCGCUAUAUGGAGAGCAAACGCUUCAUCCACCGUGACAUCGCGGCCCGUAACUGCCUCCUAAGCAGUAAGGGUCCCGGCAGAGUGGUGAAGAUUGCUGACUUCGGCAUGGCGCGCGAUAUCUACCGGUCCGACUACUAUCGGAAGGGUGGCAAAGCGAUGCUACCCAUCAAGUGGAUGCCUCCGGAAGCCUUCCUGGAUGGUAUCUUCACCUCAAAGACUGACGUGUGGUCGUUCGGUGUGCUGCUCUGGGAGGUGUUCAGUCUCGGUCUGAUGCCGUACACCGGGCUACCGAAUCGUGACGUAAUGCAGCUGGUGACCGGCGGUGGCAGACUUGAUGCUCCUCCUGGGUGUCCGAAUGCGAUCUACCGCAUAAUGGCUGACUGCUGGAACCCCACACCGGAGGAACGGCCUGCAUUCUCGAACCUGCUGGAACGGCUAACGACCUGCACCCAGGAUCCGGAGGUGAUGAAUGCUCCGCUACCAAGCUUUUUCCGGCCACCGUCAAAUGAACGAGACACUACGAUAAUGCGUCCUCCCGGAAAUGACGAUUUCUGUCUCCAGGUGCCAAACUCAUCCGAUUAUCUGAUACCGCUACCCGGACCAAGAUCAGUGGCGGAGCGACUGCUGAGCGAGGCCACUGGCGUUACCAUCCCGGAUACGCUAGUUACCUGCACCCCUCCUAAGACAGCAUCGCCACGGAUCAUGAACGGCCCCCAGCAGCUGCCGGAGGGCAAGUGUUGGGAGACGUCCUUCAUUCGCGAGCAUCCCACCGUGGUUACACCCGCGAACGUCAUACCACAGCAGGAUCCAAUCCUGCUGGCAAAUGAGAAUGGUCCGAUCGAGGUACCCGGAUGUCAAGUGGUUGACAAGCUUAUAUCACUUGAUACACCACAGCAAACGCCCACCAGCAUACAGCCGCCCAUUUCGUUCAGCACUCCGAUCACGAACUCGCAACACGGUCCAAUCGUGGUAGCACCUACCACGUUAGCCGGUACCCACAAUGGAGUGAUGACACACUGCAACGGCAACGGAGGAUACGGCAGGGUGGUUGGUGUGGUUGGCCCGAACACAAACGGCGACACCCACAAUGGUCACAACCAUGUCGUAGCCCCUCCGCCACCUCUGGUGGAUCAAAUCGAGACGGCGAAGCUGCUGAACAGCAUACCGCCACCGAUCACCCUGGAUCCGUCCACAUUGAACAAGCAGCAGUCGGGUGGGGUUGGCAUUGGAGGAACCUCGUACGCCAACAUCCGAAUGAUCAACGCUAACGGUUUGAACAACGGCGAUCACGGGGAGAAGCUGAUCGGUGGCCGGGGUAAUGGCGGGGGAAGUGGUGGUGGUGGUGGCGGCAUUGGUAGUGGCGGUGGUAGUAAUCACCACCACAGCAAUAGCAGCGGUAGUGACAAGAGCAAUGAGAACCGGCCGACGGCUUUCACCAUCCAGACGUUCAGCGAUCGGUACUUGAGCAAUGAGAACCACUCGGAGAUUAGCUGUUAAGAUGGGGGUCGGAAUAUGCGGGACUUCGAUACUGGUAUGUUUGGGUGAUGGUUGGAAACAUAAGGAAAAGUCUGCUUUUUUGUUGAUCGAAGUGAUGAUAUGUCGAAGAAACUGUUUUAGAGCGAACGAUUUAUAUGGAUGCAAUUUUUGAACUGUUUCUUCAAGGUAUAUACUUCAAUAUUUUUUUUAACCAUAGCUCGCUCAUAUAGUGCCAACCGAGACUUCGUAAUGCAAAACUUAUUCAGAAGCAACGUUAUUUUCUAAACGACACGUUUAUUUCAGUUUUCGUUCGGUUGUGUGAACGCAUACUUUUUUUUCCAAUUCAUUGAUUUGUGAGACAUUAUCGCAUAAGCUUUGCGGAUCCGCUAAUUCAAGAUUUGUUUAUACAAAAUUCAACUUAAAUCUAUGUUUAGUAGGAUAUACUCGAGGUUAGAGGGGCAACAAUUUUGGUGGGGCCACCGCCCAAGACUUCCAGUGUCCCAAUCGGUUUGCCAACUCAAGAGGGAACUCUGACGCAGUGAUUGGAAAAAUUCAUCGUAUGAAAUCUGUCUAUCAAACAAUUCGCCGUCCUGGGCAUCCACCUUUGCGAGAGUGUCCGCCUUCUCAUCGCCAGAAAUUGAGCAAUGAGAGGGGACCCAUACAAAGGUUAUCUUAAAAGAUCAUUCGAUCAGUGCACUCAUCUGCUGCCUCACUUUUGUGAGGAAAUGAGAUGGGUGCCUACUAGUUUUCAUCGACUGGAGAGCCUCAAGCGAACUGAGACUAUCCGAGAAAAUAAAGUAAUGGUCUGCAGGCUUGUUGGAGAUCAUCCACAAUGCGAAGUCGAUAGCUGCUAGCUCAGCAACAUAAUCGGUACAAGGUUACUGCAGUUUACGGAAGGCGCUCGAGUUUUCAUUGAAAACACCGAAGCGGAUCCAUUGAGGCGAGAAGUGAAGUGAAGUGAAGUAUCUUUUCAUGCAAUUGACUUUUUGGUACUUUCGGUUAAAAAUAUGAGGAAUGAAAGUUGGUCGAAGCUGAUCUGAAAUUCCAAGAGUUACUUGUUUCAUCGACAGAUCGUAUUCAAUUGAGGAACUGCUGAUGGUGAAGUGAGCACGGUCUGGAGUAAACAAUGGAAGGCAAAUAUCUGACGAAAAAUAGUGGUGAUAAAUUCUCAUAAACCGAGAUUGUAUGUUUAGAUGAAAAUUUUUUUUCAAAGUUUUCAAUCACAAGUGUGUUCGUGACUCCGCAUUUCAUCAGUAUUCUGAGAAAAAGCUUCCAGAAUCGGUUCUGUAGAAGUGUUACUCCUGCUAGAAUCUUGAGACUCAUCUAAUGCGUUGAGUGCAUACAGUCGAGAGCUAUACGCAGACAAUGAUAUCGAAUUUGUUCCAAUUUUAAAAGGUGACUUUUAACUGCUGAAAGAAUGCAGAAAGAGCCGUACUCCACAAUAGACAGAAUAGUUGUUUUAUAAAGCAAUGAUGAGAUGAGAUCUCCCGGAUGAGCUCUCCAUUACUCGCCACAAAUCGAACGGAAAAAGUCGACCCUCUUUUGGCCUCUUUUGCUUCAAAUACGUAAUGUGAGUAUUCCAAGUACAUUUUGAGUCAAACCAUACCCCAAGGUAUUUGAAGGUCAAUGAUUGGAUAAUGUUUCUGCCCAAAAGCUUAAGUUGCAAUUGGGCUAGGAACCGCUCUCGGUUAAACACUUCCAAUUCCGUUUGGUGCGGUGGGAAUUCAAUCCCUAAAUUCCUUGCCCAAGAAAACAAGUUGUCCAAGGAAUUUUGAAAUGGUUUUUGCUAGUUUUCGGCUUGUGGACCCUUUACAGAAACCACACCAUCAUCUGCAAGCUGUCUUAGCGUGCAUUGUUCUGCCAAACAACUGUCAAUAUCUUUCACAUAAAACUAAUAAAGAAGGUGGCUCAGACAUGAGCCAUGGGGCAGACCCAUAUAACUAUUUCUGGAAGUUGUCGGUUGCCCUAGGGUGAAGUUCAUUCGCUUUUCUGACAACAAAUUGUACAAGAAAUUAUUCAAAAUUCCAGAAAGUCCACAUCUGUGCAGAUUAUCUAACAGAAUUUCUAUGGAAACCGAAUCAAAAGCUACCUUAAUGUUCAGGAAUACUGAAGCCAGUUGCUCCUUGUGCGCAAAGACUAGUUGUAUAUCUGUGGAAAGCAACGCUAGGCAAUCGUUUGUUCCUUUGCUCUUGCGAAAACCAAAUUGUGUACUUGAGAGCAAACUUUUUGUCUCGAUCCAUAGUUCGAGUCUUCGAAGGAUCAUUGAAGUUGAUUCGUUACUGGUAUGUCAGUUUUAGCUACGCAGUAUGUCAUAACCAAAUACUUUUAGAACCGAAACAUAUACCCAUUCAUUCGAAAACCAGAAGGCGUGAUUGUUUUGCUGGAUAGGCGAACAGGUUUGUGCUUCCUAUAAAAAGCAGGUUAUUUCAGUGUUCUCCGUAGAGAAUCCAAUACCCAGCUUGAGAGCCCACGUAACAGGUUGUUUAGGGUUUUUGCCAGGGUAGUAAAUGGUCGACAUUUUUGGUGACCAUCACUUACUGCCUGCGCGAAAGUUACAGCUCAAUAUGUACUGUGAACGUGACCAAGAAUGCAUUGCUCGGCUUCAACAGUCAGAAAUAAAUGCUUUAGAGCGUUGCUGCACAUAUACAUCAGCCUCCUCACACAUCCAUACACGAUGGAUGGCUUUUACACAGAUUGCUCAUAUCAAAGCAACCAUCAAACUCACCUCUAUCAAUUACAAUUGUGUUGAACGAACGUUUUAAGCGGUGAGCGUUCCCGUGAAUCGGUUUCGAAUUGUCAUCGAUACCUCAAUUCUCGCUAAAGGCUCCCUUUAGUUCGGCUGCAGAAACGAGAUGGAAUUGGGAGAGAAAAGCAUAGUACAUAGGCGUGUAAGCGUGACCAUCCUCGUCUCAUAUCGUGAUAACAAUUAAAUGCAAUUCCCUCCUUGCCUUCCUUUUUUGUAUUAGAGAGCCUUUAAACUUUGCAAUUCAUUCGCCUCUAAUGGAAUUCCGAGCAGGCGCCAGCUUAUAUGCGGAUUUGUGUGAUUUCAAUAGUCUGCUUUCAAAGCUAUUUUUAAAUUAUUGAAACAAGUUUUCAGGUCAAUAAUUAACAACCAUAUAACCAUUGUCUUUCGAAUGAAGCGAUUAUCGUACCACUCCGUUCAGCCGGAAAAUAGGUAUUAACGUUCAAAACCUUGCACUUCAAGCGUUACGUUUUCGUUUUCGAAACUUUGAACUCACACCCCGGUACAGAAAUGAAAGACGGAGUCCUGCGUCAAAAUUCCGUGGCUAUCGUGCAAGAAAACACUCGGCUUACUUAUUCAUAAUUUGUCUGGGAGUUGUUGUAUUGAACUUUUUUUUUUGUAUAUCUAAAUCACACACGGGUACCCCAGAUUUCUCAUCUUCAUGUUUCCAAACAUCAUUGCAGCCACAAAAAUUGCCUGUUGAGAGUGCCACAAGAAAUAGGGUUUCGAAUUUGCAGCCACAAAUUUGAUUCCGGCAUGGUUCAAAACGUAUCCCAUGACAUGUCACACCAAAAAAAAACAGCGGAAAAAAAUUAAAGUGGAAAGUAAAAGCCGAGCGUGAGUGUUCAAGCUGAAAAAUAGUAACACACGAAUAAAAAGAAAAAAAAAUUCACAACAUAUACUAUUGGUGACAUCACUAAUUUAACAAAGUAUUUCGUAACGAAAACUAGUGUACAUAUAGGUGAUUUAUUUUUGCAAAACAAGAAAGCAGAAGAAAAAUCAAGAGUUGAUAAUUAGUGAUAUAUAUGUGUAAGGUAUAUGGCAACCAAGGAGAACAAAAAAAAUGUAAACACAAACUACAACCCACAGAAAAAUAGUCAUACACAAACAAGCUGAACAAGAAUGAAAGCAAGUUCCGACAUUGUCACAGUCACAAAUCAAAACAAAACCCGGGAAGUGAGUCGACAGAAGAAGAAGAAAUAGAGGAUUAAAUUGGAGGUGCUAUUAAAUAGUUGUUAGUUUCUGUUUUCUAACAAUGUAAACAAAAAAAGAGACAGAAACAAGUUGUUAAGCUUUUAUUUACGACUGUGCUCAAAUUUUAUUGGAACACACCAAAUAGAACGAAAUCGUAAUGUAAUUAUUUAGAUAUUUCGUUAUUGAAUUUCAAUGUGCUCAUUAUUAUUACCCACACUACUGUCGAAAAGCAGUUAGAUUAUGGAUGUCCUUGUUUUUCACUGGGAAUUGUUUCACCUAAUUUCAUUAGCGAGGAUUGUGUGGUUAUUUUAUGCGACGUUUAUUGCAAAUCCCUAAAACAUGGUGGAGAGAUUAUGUUAAAUUGUGGACGGCUUGAAAAGUUUAUUUACACGCAUUCAUGAUGAGAUUUUUUCCAAAUUUUUGAUUACAUUUCGGAAAACCGACAAUAUGUUGCUCAAACAAAACAAAAGGAACAAUGGAGAAAGUAUAUGGCGACGCAAGAAGGAAAACUUGACACACAAAAUAAAAAAAAACACAUAUAUUGAGGUUAGUGAACAGAAACUAAAAAUAAUAGUUGCUACUAGAAACAAAACUUUCUCACGUGGGAAAAAUGUCAAGACAAACCCUGGAACGAGAGGCAGCAAACAGAGUAUAAUGUAUGAGCAACGAAAUUAUUGUAAUAACUGUCUACUAACAAAUCCGCUCAAACGGUGAGAAAAUUGAGACGAAGCUUCGUCAAAAAUUCGCCGUCAUCGUAAGAGUACCACAACACACGAAUACAGCUAAACCCAUGUAUUCAGUAUAUGUCAAAAAAAUUAAAAAAUGAAACACACACACAAACCAUGAUAUUUACAUCUUUUCAUACUCUACUGAAUGUGUUAUACUAGGCUAAAAAAAACGAACAACUGAAAUUAAAUUUCAUCAAAAGUAAACUGGGAGGACAGAUAAAUAAAACAAAACCUAUUAUAGUCAAUGUGUCUUCGUGGUGUACGGUGUAAGAAACCAGCAAAGCAAAACAAAAAAAAAGCAUAGUAAUUACUAGAAAUAUUUUUGUACCACAAGCAAAUGGAUACCCAAACACACACAUACAAACAAUCAGUUGAGGAUAACGAAAACGGAAAAAGGGUAAAUAAAAAAGGGUAAUGAAGAUUUAUAAAGAAGUGAAAUCCCCACUGUAAAAAAUAAGUAAAUUUCACAGAUGCCGAAACUCAUAAUCACUCAUCGCAUACAUAAGCAGGAAUAUGUUUUUCAACCCCCCAUUAGCAAGUAUUUCCGAUGAGUGUCCACGAGGGGCAGAUGUCAUUUUCUGGUAAGACGACAACACAAUUACAGAAAAACACCUUGCCGGAAAUGAAUUAUAUUAACUACUAGAUGGAGCUAGUACGCAGAUGAGAGCUAGUUGAGACGCAAAAUUUGUACACAAAACGCAGAGUAAUUUUGAUAGAAUUGUACAGGAUAAUCAGUUUAUUAAGACAGAAGCUGUAAUCGCAGAUAUAAAUAAACAAAACCAAACGUAAAAGAUAUUCAAGCAAAAAAAAAGCUGCGCAGUGGCAAUUAAAACUCUGUCGCGGGAUUCACGCGAUUAAGUUUCGAUCUGGGAACAUUUGUAUAUGAACUGUUUCAUGGACAAAGCCCAUGAGAACAAAACACACACAAAAAAAAUUAAAUGUAAAAGCCACAUAUGUUACCAACGUUUUUUACCAAAACUAAAACCUAAAACUAAACCUUACUGUAAUUAUCAAAAAAGAAAACACACACCCACACACACACAAACCAGAUGCUUCAAAAGCAUCUGCAAAAGAAGGUAAUUCUCAUAUAAAUAUGCAAUUGAGAAUGGAAGCAAAACAGUUGUGAUUGAUAUGAAAUAAAUGUAUCUAUAAUGAACAUAAGUAAAAAAAAUGGCGAAUCUAGUAGAGAUUGUAACAAAGUUUUGAUAAUUUUAGCAAAAUUUAUUCAAAAUAAAUUUAUUUUUUCACUAACAGUAAACGGGAGCGGAGCGAACGAGCUUCGUCAAAUAGACGCAUACAGAAACACACAGAAGGGAAAAAUAAAACAAAACAAAAAACACAUAUAACUACCCAAACUAGAAAAAAAAAACCAAUAAAAGAUUUUUAAGUUAUUUCGUAAGUGAAAUAAAACCUUAAACAGUGGUAUGAUAAAGAAAGAGAGAGAGAGAGA